Messenger RNA from Clupea harengus (Atlantic herring), 1821 nucleotides. It is a transcript of the gene ankdd1a, whose product is annotated as ankyrin repeat and death domain containing 1A. The record is from RefSeq and is a predicted model, not a curated record. Gene Ontology annotation, molecular function: protein binding. Lineage: Eukaryota; Metazoa; Chordata; Actinopteri; Clupeiformes; Clupeidae. Gene Ontology annotation, biological process: signal transduction.
GGAGGGCAUAGCACAAGCUGUACCUGUCCUGGAGGAUAACUGCGAUCAGUAAAAAGAAGCCAAAAAUGUAAUAUAUGCAUUUAAUCAGUUAUUUAUGAGAAUGGAGGACGAUUUGGUGUCUGAAGAUGAUAUCUUGCUUCGGUCUGAGAAGGAGUUUCACGAUGCAGCGAAAAGAAACGAUACAGACAGAAUGCUGGAGCUGAUGAAGAAAGGAGUGAACAUCAAGGCCAAAAAUAAACUAGACCGGAAGGCCCUUCACUGGGCAGCAGGGGCAGGAAAUGAGCAGGCGCUACGGCUGCUCCUGGAAAACGACACAGAGGUGGACGAUGUUGACAGUUUUGGAAUGAACGCUCUGCUGCUGUCUUCCUGGUUUGGGCAUCUAAAGGUUCUGCAGAUUCUGGUGGCCUCCGGUGCAAAGCUUAACUGUGAAAAUAAAAAUGGCUUGAAUCUGCUUCAUUGUGCUGCCCAGCGGGGUCACAUUCGUGUGCUGGAGUUCAUCAUGGAGGACCUGGAGGACAUGAGACUGGACAGAGUGGAUAAGUCUGGAAAGACAGCGUUCCAUCUGGCUGCAGAGCAUGGACAGCUGGAGGUGGCUGACUUCCUUAUUGGGAUGGGCUGUGCACACAGCAUCAAGGACAAGGAGGAGAACACCGCUCAGCACUUAGCUGCUAAACAGGGCCAUGCAGAGGUGCUUCAGAAGGUCAUAGAGACCGGUGAGGACAUCGAUGAUAAAAACAUUGAUGGUCUGACUGCCCUGCAUCUUGCUGUGACUGGGGGACACUAUGAGUGUGUCAGACUUCUACUGGAGGCUGGUUGCAAUGUCAACGCACUGACCAAUCGGGAUGUGAAUGCUCUGUACUACGCUGCUCAACAUGGCUUCCCUCGAGAGGCUCAGCUGCUGCUGGAGGCAGGGAGUCACACAAACACAGUGGACAACGUCCAACACACUAGUCCUCUUCAUCUGUCCGUCCUCGACAACCACCCUGAGAUUGUGAAGCUGCUCAUUGAUGCUGAAUGUGAACUUGACAUUCCUGAUAAUAGGCUCCAGACACCACUGCACAUUGCUGCUGAGCAUGGCAGGCAGGGCAUCGCUGAGAUGAUCCUCCUUGCUGGAGUCAAUCUCAAACUGCCUGACAAGCAAGGGAAGAGCUCUCUGGAUGUGGCGGCCAGGGCGAACCAUGUGAACCUGGUGGACAUGAUCAUCAAAGCAGACCGCUUCUACAAGUGGGAGAAGGACCACCUGAACCCAGAAUCUGACCCGCUGGCGGGCCGCGCGCUGACCUUCAGGCAGGACCACCAGCCGGACACCCAGCACAUCCGCUCAGUGGCGUGGAGGCUGGCCACCAAGUACCUGGGCCCAGGGGAGUGGAAGCUCCUGGCCGAGCUGUGGGGCUUCACAGAUGCACACAUAAGGGCCAUCGAGCAGCAGUGGACAGGCAAUAAGAGCUAUAAGGAGCACGGCCACAGGAUGCUGCUGAUUUGGCUCCAUGGGGUGCUGAUGGCCAGGGAGAACCCCAUCAAGGGCCUCUACGAGGGGCUGGUAGCCAUCGACAGGCUGGACCUCGCAGAAAAUGUACGACAGAAGGCCAACGCAGACCCAGACACGCCGAAAAAAUGCAACGCAAUGUGAAGCACUGCUGGGAACACUUACAUUUUUUUUUUUUAAACGAACAUAGCAACAUCUUCACGUCUAGCACAAUCAUUACGCUGAGUAAAAAUGAGCACUGACAAAAUCAGGUGAUGAUAUUUUAUUUACUCUGAAUGUUAUUAAGGUUGGAUUUGCUCAGCCCACAGUUUUGCCUCCAAGGUAACCAGGUGUAG